Molecule: messenger RNA, 9532 nt
Organism: Aplysia californica (California sea hare)
Lineage: Eukaryota; Metazoa; Mollusca; Gastropoda; Aplysiida; Aplysiidae
Product: neurobeachin-like protein 1
Exons: 63
Coding region: 434-9040 (2868 amino acids)
Biological process (GO): intracellular protein localization
Cellular component (GO): cytosol; membrane
Molecular function (GO): protein kinase binding
Source: RefSeq, a predicted model, not a curated record
UCUCGAACAAUGUUUUCUCAAUCUUACGGGAUUUCCCCUUUGGUUCCCAACGCCGAAAAUAACACAAGAUUCAGGAACAAGUGUGUAAAACCUUGCCAUAUAGGCUCAAUGUUGAGGCACUUGAGUUUAUAAAAGCAAACUGUGGCAAUUAGAUGGAAAUUCCUUUCAAAAUUCUGAAAUUUUGUUUGUUUUUGUCCAGAUGAAAACUGUUGCAGAAAAUCUUUGAUAUAACAAUUAAUUUAAGAAUCAUUGCAGAUUUAAUGUAAUACAUAAUGUUAAUGACUGAUUGCAACUACACUUACCUGGUUGCACUGUUGACUAACAGAAUUCUUCCGGCAGGGAUGAGCGAUUAUGUUAUGGGGCAUAACACCGUAACAUGGCGAUUAUUACCUUAGCAAAAUUAUUAUUACAUCAAUGCUGUUGAUAUUUGAAAAUGGAUAAUUUACUGCGGAAGUGGUCGACUUUCGUAUUUGAGAAUAACGAUGAAGCCCUCUCUGAAUUUCUGGAUGAGUUCAUCAAGGUCUACAGUCGGUUUUAUGAUCCAGACUUCCUCAAUCUUUCAAAUGAAUCAACUGAAGAGAGCCCCCACUUGACACAGCAUCCUGAAGCCAUUCUGGAAAAGCUUGGCUUGCAGCUGAAGCGUUGCAGACUUCAGAUUGUAACCAAGCUGAGUGCUGAUGGAGUUAAACAGGCAGCGGACAUACUUAAGUGCCUUGUCAUUAUAUGCAGAAACUAUGACAAUGUGAUGUUGGUAUCCUCAUGUGAGUUUGUGAAUUCAGCAAUUGCAAGCGCCCAAGCAGUCCUAACCAAGCUGUGCAGCUCAUCAGAAGAGUCACUGAGUGCAUCUGAUGCCUGUGACUGGGAGAGUUUUGUCCACUCAGUCAUUCACUUCCUUGAGUGUCUGUAUGAUCCUUACUUCGUAUGGAGGAGGAGGCUUAAAGGAUGGGAUGUUGAUGUGAGUCACCAACACUUCAAGCCAGCAUUAGUCCACAGUGAGGUCAUCCCAUUUGUGUAUGAUUGUUUCCAGAAGCCUCGGCUGUCCAGCAAGUUGCAGCUUCGUCUCUUGCAUUUGUUCGGAGCUCUCAUGUCUGGCUCCUCAACCAAUGCCACAUUAGCGGUUAACCCAGCCUCUUUGACCAUCAUACUGAGCAUCCUCUCGGGUACAGCAGCUUGCUGUGUAGAUGUCCCUGAGGAAGAGCAUCGGAACACACAACGCAUUGUUUUGCUGUGCUUGACGCGCUUAGUGCACGCCUUACACACUGGCAGCCCAGAUCAGAGGCAGGUGGAAGUGCCAGAGGUCAUAGAGGGUGUUGUGAGUGUACUGCUGGGACAGAAAGGCAAGAAGCCAUCUUCUAAGCUCUUGAUUGACAUGAUUGGUGCAUUCCCGGAAUUGGUGAAAUGUCCAGACAAAUUAGCCCUACAAGUUCAACUGGGAACUGAUCGUACAUUUGAAGGUUUAAUCUCUGCCCUCAAGUCUGCUUCGGAUAGUCCUGAUGCCCAAGAUCUUGCCAAGUGUGUGGUGGAAGCUCUCAGGGCUCUGCUCUCCAGCUCAGCAACAUGCAAGGCUUCAUUUGAAAAGAGUGUCGGCUACCAGGAAUUGCUGGAUGUUUUGCGCCUGUGUGGUCAGCCCUCGGAAAGCCUGUUACAGGCUCUCAUGAAUCUGGUAGUGGAGGAGGACUACAGUGAGAGCAGGACUGGUGCGGUGAGGAACCCCAAAGUGGCCGUCAUGAUGUUGAGCUGGCUGGACUCUAUAAAGGCCCCGGUGAUACAGGUGUGGCUAAGUGAAGAACUGCGCAAGUUGUGCACAUACAGCUACGGCAACCGUAUGAGCUCUUGCAGUGCCGGGAUGCUGUCCAUGGUGCUCACACUGCUGGCCAAACACUCACAGCUACAGUUCAAAACUGUUGGGCAUUUAAUCUGUCUGUUGGAGAAGCUUGGGAGUCUUUCUGUCAAGUCGUCCGAACUGAAGCAGCUGAUUUGCUUAAUGAAACCAGAGGAGGAUGGGCGUCAGUUCCCUUACACAACGCGUCUGAUGCGAGCCAUCUCCACAAUGGCACGUCGAGAUGGCAGCUGUGGGCCUUUGCACUUUUUUGACAUCCAACAUCUUUCUGAUUGCAUCAGCCUACCAGGCGUGCGUCGAUGGCCCGGGCCGGCCUUCUCUUUCUUUUCCUGGGUCUGCCUAGAUAUGAGCAUCUGUCUGGACAGUUAUGAAGAUGUUGCGGUUAACGGUGUCUUCAGGAGGAUGCUUUACAGCUUCAGCAGUAGUGGUGGGAACGGCUUCGAGGCUUUCUUUACUCCCGCCUUCAAUCUGACAGUGGCCACAUUCAGCAAGAAAGACUUCAGCACUGUCACUGUCACUGACUUAGCCUUGGCAGAUGGACUCUGGCACUCGGUGUGUGUGGUCCACGUCCCUGGCCGCCGGUUUGUCAACAGUCCCGGCCACGUCAGCGUCUAUAUUGACGGCAAACAAAAGAUGAACACUGCUCUCAAGUUCCCAACUGUUACAGAGCCUUUCAGUCAGUGCAGAGUUGGUUCACCAGGUGCCAGGCUAAUUACUGAGGCUCAGAACGAACUUUUUGUCAACUCGAAUGUGGAAAUAAAGAAGAGAUCAACCUUCAAGUCUCUGUUCAGUUUUGCAGUCGGGGGUGCUCGAGGCAGUGAAAACAACUACCACACCCCAGGCGUGCAUACCCUGAUUUCAGGCACACAAGACGACACUUGGGGACCUCUGAUCUGUCUGCAUGGACAACUGGAGUCGGUGUGUGUGUUCCAAGACAUUCUUCAGCCCGAUCAAGUCAAGACUCUCUCUGAUAUUGGUCCCAACUCAUUGUUUCACUUCAGUGAUGAUGCGAUUAUUGCUGACCUCAACUCAAAGCUGAUUGCAAGAUAUAGUGGCAAGGCGUGCAAAGGUCAUGUGUGUGCAGAUCUCUCUCCCUGUCAGAACCAUGGGAUGUUCUCUGGUAACAGCUGCUACAACUGGGACAUUAAGGAUGUGAUCAAUUGCCUGGGUGGCAUUCAAGUACUGUUCCCUCUUUUGGAGAACUUGGACCAGUCCAUACCUAUCCUGCCAGGUGAUGAUGAGGAGAGUCCGGGUUCUCCUUUGAGAGAGGAGGCCGAAGAGCUGGACUUGGAGGACUGGGUUAUUACCAACAACAGAACUUCUUCUGAGCUGCGUUUGGAGUACAACCAGCUGGCUGCUUUCAUCACCAUGCUGCGUUACAUGCUCAAAGAGAAGACUGUGAACAGAGACAUCUUUGUGCGCACCCACUGUGCGGCCACCCUGGGCAUACUCAUGCAGAAGGCAUCAAGUGACCUAAUGGAUGUCAAUGUCCUGAUGGCCGUUCAGCACUUGGUGGAAGACUGUGAUGAACGGACGGGACCCAAGCCUACUCUGCUACAGCAUGUGUACCACUACAUCCUGUUUGACUUCUCCUUGUGGAGCAGGACUCAGUUUGCCGUCAGGAUAGGUCAUAUUCAGUAUCUGUCGACAAUUAUCAAAGAUGACAGAAAAUACUUCCGAAAGAAAUAUGGGGUGCAGUUUUUCUUGGAUGUCAUCCGCACAUACUACAGCACAACGGAGGACAGUUUGCUGGGUGCUGAGGACAGCAAAAUGAUUCGUGUGUCUCUGUUGAACCUCAUCAAGUACUACAUUAUCAAAGACAUCACCUCGGACGAACUCAGUCAGCUCACCAGCUUCAUGUUGGCUGUUCGUGAGCCAACCUUGCUGUUGGAGGCCAUGGACCUUCUCAUCUCGCUGCUGGACAGCCGUAGCAGACGCCAGGACCAGCUCAUUCUCUUGCUUUACGAACCAGAGCAGGCCGAACUCUUCUAUCAGCUACUGACGUACCCAAGCCAGCCUAUCAUCUUCUAUGAAAAAGUGGUCAAGGUUUUAUACCUGUUGCUGAAGUCCGAACGAGUGUAUGAGAAGAGCAAAAGCCGUCUCCGACUCGCUGAGGUAGGCCACUGGGGACUAGUGAACCUCAUGUCCUCUUAUGACAUCUCUGCACCAAUGAUCAAACGUUUUAUGGAGCAGGUCUCUUUUACAGAAACUGCCCAGAUGUAUAGAGCAGUCCUGGCCAUCCUGAGUCUUGUCCACAACUGUGGUCUGGACAUCAAGUCAGAAGCCAGUAGACAGCUUCUGGCUCUGAUUGUAUCAAAGAUUGGAGCUGCCAAAGGAUUUGCUAAGCAGCUGGGCUGGCAGGAGAACAUCACUCGUCUGCUGACGCUUGAGCGCCGGCGCACCUUCAGCACGGUCAGCAGCGACAACAUUAGCAGCACCAGUGGGGUCAGCGACCUCUCCAGUGUCCCCCCGUCUCUUGCGCAGCAACAGCAGCAAAAUCAGCAGCAGCAACAGCAAACACAAGAUGACAGCAGCGACAGCAACAACAUCAGCGGCUCUACUCAGUCUGGUGUGGCUGCGGAGGAGGGGGAAGGGGAUAUGCCCCCUGCUGCCUCUUUGUCUCCCCCCUCCCAGUUGUCAACAUCUCCCUUCACCUCAAUGUCCUCCCCUCUGUCUGUGUCCUCCCCGGCCUCAGCAAUGCCACAUCCGGAGGUCAGGUCGUCAGACUCUGGUGCGCUGUCCUCCCCAGGCGUGUCCUCCUCGUCAGCCAUUCCAUCUACUUCUUUGAACGUUCCAGCUGCCCAGGGGCAGCCUGCACAAACCGUUAACUCGUCUUUCAUCUCUGCCGGAGAGUCUACCUCCAAGGCAGCUGGAACUGCAUCACCUUCCAGACCAUCUGCCUUGGCCAUACCGAGAUCAUCCACCUCCCCAGAUCACGAACCUGUCUCAACAGAUAUCAGCAACAUUGAUAGUGUAGGUGGUGGUAGUGGUUGUGGUGGGUUAGAGGAGGGGGCGUCGGUGAACACCCCACACACGCCCUUUUAUCUCCGCCGUGGCAGCAACAUCUUUGAGGAGCUGAGCACUCCGGAUGGGGAGGAGGCUCCUGAACUCACAGAAGGGAGCAGAAGCUCCAGUGCCAGCGUGGAAGACCUCCUGCGAAAUAGUCCAGCAAACGUCUCCAGUGACUCUCUCAGUGGCCUGGUUUCGUCCAGUGCCAGCAAUAUCUCCAUUUCCUCUUCUGUGCGCACUGAAAGCUCUGUGGAUGGAGGGGACAGUGCUUUGGGGAAUUCCCACACUUCUGUGAACACUCUUGGGAAUUCCCAAAGACCCAGUGAGGAUUUGGGGAGUUCCAAGAUGCCUGAUGUCUUCAGGAGGCAGAGUUCUAGUGAUAUUCUGGAUGGACAUGACGGGGAAAGAAGGAUAUCGUCAGUCCUGAAAGGAGAAGGGUUUAAGCAGGUGCUGGAUCAUGUGGGUGUAGAGCUGGCGGACACUCUGGAGCAGAAGGAGGAGUUGUGUCAGAAUGUGCUCAUCGUGCUGCUCUCCAUCAUGUGGAAGGGUCUAGAAGGUUCUUCUCCUGAAUUCUGGAAGGAACGAUGUCAGGUUUUCACUUGGAUUGAUGAGCUGGGGGAGUCGCAUUUGCUUAUACGACCUCCAGAGGAGGUCAAAAGAAGGUUGAUGGAGAUGCUUCUGCAUAAUUGCUGUACUGAUAUUCGCAAUGCCGGCCAGGCAAUUGCGUCGCAGUCAGAGAAUGCUAUCGAGUUGAUCCGAUUGGUUCAGAGCUUUGUGACGGGUGCUGAUGCUUCCCUGGACAGGUUUUCUAUUCGACUCUUGGAGGAUGUCUGGUCUUUGCUGGAUGUUCUAGGAGUCUGGGACACUGAGUCGGGGCUAGCAUGGACAGAAAUGGUCCACAGAGGCAUUUCUUUGCUUCUGGCCUUCUCGAGACAAUCAGACCUAAUGCUGGUGUCAGCAGCAACAGUCAAACUCCAUGCUUUGGUGCAGACGAAACUAAUCAGCAGCUCGGCUGAGGCCUCAUAUAUCCUGGGAGUUCUCAAUUCAAUGAUUAUUAAAGCCAUUGAAGCCAAUUCGGACAACUACGCCUACCUCAUGACAGUUCUCCGAGCACUAAUUGACAAGGGACAGGAACUCCUCACCAUCAGUGUCCACCUCCCACAUCUACCGCAGACCUCCAUGAGCCCGACUUUCUUCGAUGACUUCAAAACCUACGCCUACAGUGAAGAGUGGCAGCAGUUUAUCAAAAAUUAUAUCGCGCCUCAGAUGAGCCACUUCAUGGAGAGCAACUUUGAGGAGGGUGUCAUGUCCAUGUCCCAGUUCUGGGCGGACUGCCACGAGGACAUGAUGAUGAACCACCACAGGCACAACAGGGAGAUUGGGGAAAGCCGGCUCAAGUACAAGAAAAAUAUAGAAGAGGCAUACAAGAAGAAGGUGGAGCAGGAGAACCGUCGCUUCCAGAAUGGUCUGACCCAGCACAAACAUCAGCUGUUGUUUGCCAUGCGCCAGUGGCGGGCGACACGGAGGUUCUUCACAGGGGAGCGGGGUAUCUGGAGAGAUAGCGAGCAUGAAGAGUUGGUCCAUUGGAAACUGUCCUACCAAGAGAAUUUUGCCCGCAUGAAGGUGAAGCUCACGCAGAAUUACAACUUUGAGGACCACGUCAAUGCUAGUGUCCUGCGAGACAAUGGAGGUGUUGUUGAGACGAACAAGUCACUUCGUCUAGAGGAGCUCUCCGCUGUUAAAGGUGCUCUUGUGUCGCAGGAAAAUAUGGCUGAUGACUCUCUGGGAGAUGAGGAGUGGAGUGUGAUUUCCGCUUCCAGCACAAAUUUGGAGGCAUACACUGGCAAAGAGAAGCUCAUCAUCUCUGCUGACUGUGUCCUCAUCACGGUGAUGGACGAGGUGCGGGGUCGGCUGGAGCUGACCAACACUCAUCUCUACUUCUUUGACUGCAGUCCGCACAGGGAUGAAGUUGGAGAAGAUUUCAAGUGGGCUCUUGGAAGACUACGAGAAAUACACUUUCGACGUUAUAACCUUCGACGUAGUGCCCUGGAAAUAUUUCUUAUCGACCAGACUAACUACUUCAUCAAUUUCUCAGAAAAGCGCAUGCGGAACAAAAUCUACAGCAACAUCUUGAGUUUGCGGCCUCAGAAUCUGAUAUACAAAGGGCAGAGGUCACCAGCUGAUCUGUUGAGAGCUUCAGGCCUCACACAGAAAUGGGUAAACCGGGAAAUCUCCAACUUUGAGUACUUGAUGCAACUGAACACAAUUGCAGGGCGCACCUACAACGACUUGAGCCAGUACCCUGUGUUUCCCUGGAUUCUCACGGACUACACAUCCAAGCAUCUUGACUUGGAGAACCCUGCUGUGUUCAGAGAUUUAUCUAGACCCAUUGGGAUUGUCAAUCCACGCAAUGAAGACGAAGUGAGAGAGAAAUACGACACUUUUGAGGACCCAUCAGGAAUGAUUGAGAAGUUCCAUUAUGGCACCCACUACAGCAACGCAGCCAGUGUCAUGCAUUACUUGGUGCGAGUUGAGCCCUUUACCUCUCUGCACAUAGAGCUUCAGAGUGGAAAGUUUGAUGUUGCCGACCGCCAGUUCCACUCCAUCCCAGGCAGCUUCGCCUCUCUCAUGGAGAACCCCAAUGAUGUGAAGGAACUGAUUCCAGAGUUCUUUUACUUCCCAGAGUUCCUAGUCAACUUUAAUGGCUUUGACCUAGGCAAGCUUCAGAUCACCAAAGAGCCUGUCAAUGAUGUGAAGCUUCCGCCAUGGGCCAGCACUCCUGAGGAGUUCAUCUACAAACACAGACAGGCACUGGAAAGCGAGUAUGUCUCCUCCCAACUUCACAACUGGAUCGAUCUCAUCUUUGGCUACAAACAGAAGGGGCCUGCAGCAGCUGAGGCCCUCAAUGUCUUCUACUAUGUCACCUAUGAAGGAGCUGUUGAUCUUGAUGCGAUACAAGACCCGAAAGAGCGGGCCUCGGUUGAGGGAAUGAUCCGGAACUUUGGUCAAACUCCAUCUCAGCUGCUUAAGGAACCACACCCACAUCGACUGACUUUUGAUGAAGCGGUGGCCCGUACAGCCAAAUCCCUUAAGCCGAUGAGCGUCUUUUACUUCCUCAAAGAUUUGAAACCUUUCUUCGUCGAGGUGUCAAAUGACCUUGACCCCUUGGUGUAUGUGAACAUUCCACGAAGUCAGCCACGUUCCAUUUUGCAACAGGGAAUGCCUGAUAGUUUGAUAUCAGUAACAGAAGAUGGUGUCAUUGGUAUACAUGGAUGGCUGUCCUAUGACAAAUCAAUACCCAAUUUCUACACAUUUGACAAGGAUGCUACCAUGCUCAGUGCUAAGACCAAAAGAAGACUGGCUGCCCCCUUUUCUCCUGGUCUGCGAGUGAGUGCCAAGCUGUUUGUCGUGUCCCAUGAUGCCAAGCUUCUGUUCAGCGCAGGCUACUGGGACAACAGUCUACAGGUGUACAGCCUAGGCCGGCCCAAGCUCAUCAAUCAUAUUAUCAGACAUAUUGACAUUGUUACCUGCCUGGCUUUGGACAAUUGUGGACGCCAUCUUGUCACAGGCUCAAGAGACACAACUUGUAUGGUGUGGGAAAUCGUGCAGCAGGCUGGAGUGAGUGUGAACCUGAAUCCAAAACCGCUGCAGACCCUGUACGGUCAUGACUCAGAGGUAACUGCUGUCCACAUCUCCACCGAGCUUGAUCUAGUGGUUAGCGCAUCCAAGGAUGGAACUGUGAUUUUGCACACGGUACUCAAAGGUCACUACACCAUGACCUUGAGAGCGCCCGGUCAGCUGGGCUGGACUGUGGACAUCCCCCUCAUGGCUGUCUCGGACACAGGUCAAAUAGUUCUCUACUGCCUGGAGAAUGAGAAGCAGACGGGGGAGGGGCGAAACAAAGUGCAGGAGCGACAUUGCCUCCACCUGUAUUCUGUCAAUGGCAAGCACUUGUUCAGUGAGCCUCUGACUCACACACUGGGGGACAUGUGUAUGUCCGGAGACCACCUCAUACUGGGCAACACCAGCGGCCAGUUGAUCAUCAUGGACAUAUUCAGCCUGCGACCGAUCACGACCAUGGAGCUGCUAGUCCCCAUCCAGUGCCUCACAGUGGCCAACAACAAUAGCCACAUCCUGGUUGGCCUCAAGGACGGGAAGCUCAUCAUUGUUGGGAACAAAGGCAAGUCUUAGCUGUUGGGCUCGAUCACAAUGUAACAGCCAGCAAAAAUUUUCCUGAUGAGAUGACAAACCAGCAGUUUGUUGCAGGACGGAUGAAAAGGUUGACUGUUUUCGGAAAUGUCAAAGAUGGUUAUUCAUGAAUGUUUGUACAUACUUUCGAAGUGGAGAACAAGUUCCUUUAGUGUUUACUUGGUUGGGGAAUAGGUAUCAUCGCAGGCAGUACAAUGCCAUAGCUGCUCCUCCCUCUCCAGGAUCCAUGAAAGGGUUGGCUUGCUGUCCUUCAAUGUUUUCUGUGAAGAAGAUUGCUGCAUUGUACCCAUCUGGUGCCUGGGGAGAGAGUGAAUACUGAAGACCAUAAAUUAUAGAAUAGAUUGAUGUCAAAUGUUUUUAGUAUGUCCCACAGUUGUAGUAAUAUCUAUUUGUUGAUGUUGGUUUGACUGUGGGAGCUCUCAAAACAGCUUUCUGUACUCUUAUUGUUCAAGGGCUUUCUACCCUAAUAUCAUG